This is a messenger RNA of Amorphotheca resinae ATCC 22711, 1056 nucleotides long. RefSeq lists its product as hypothetical. Gene Ontology annotation, molecular function: ATP hydrolysis activity; nicotinamide-nucleotide adenylyltransferase activity. The transcript has a single exon. NCBI's taxonomy places the organism in Eukaryota, Fungi, Ascomycota, Leotiomycetes, Helotiales, Amorphothecaceae. The record is from RefSeq and is a predicted model, not a curated record. Gene Ontology annotation, cellular component: nucleus; cytoplasm. Bases 148 to 1044 code for a protein of 298 amino acids.
CUCUUGAUCUCAUUAAUGAUAUCAGAAUUAUCGACACUCAAUUGAGGACUUAAGACGACCCUGAUGUCUCCUCGGCGUCUCAAUUCAAUGAACAUCCAUUGAGUCUUUUACUUCCCUUCAAGCUUGAAUCUGCAACCUGUUUUCGACAUGUCCGCUGGUCCAGCUCCCGACAAUACAGCAAUGCACCGAUCACUGGGCAAAUACGCCAGUGCUCUGAAAGAAUUCGCAUCUUCCCCCUCGAACUUCCGAAUUCUCCAUUCCCUCCCUUCAACCGCACUCCCAACCCCAAAGACGCUCUACGUCCUCGACUCCUCCUUCAAUCCGCCCACCCUCGCACACCUCAGCAUCGCAACCGAGGCCCUUCUCCGCGACACUCAGCCUUCCCCCUCCCCUAAACGACUCCUCCUGCUCCUCUCAACCCAAAAUGCAGAUAAGGCGCCCAGGCCCGCCUCCUUUGACCAGCGCCUGGCAAUGAUGCAAAUCUUUGCGUCCGACAUCCACAGCAACAUCGCCUCCCAAUCGUCAUCCGCAAAAGCGGAGGAGAUCGGCAUCGACAUCGGCGUCACCAAGCUCCCCUACUUCGUUGACAAAGCCGUUGCCAUCUCCGAAAGCGAUGCCUACCCCUCGUCCAUACAACAAGUGCACCUGACAGGUUUUGACACCCUGAUCAGGAUCUUGGAUCCUAAAUACUACCCGCCGGAGAAGAAGCUCUCGAUCCUGGAUCCCUUUUUGGAGAAGCAUAGAUUGAUGGUUACGUACCGGACGGAUGACGAGUGGGGCGCGAAGCAGGUUCAGGAUGAGUACUUGGAUAACCUGGCCAAGGGGAAGAGGGAGCAGGAUGGUGGGAAGAAGGAGUGGGUUACCGAGGGCAGGAUUGUGAUGUGUGCGGGGAAGCAAGAGGGGGAGGAGACAAUUAGCAGUACGAAGGUUAGGGAAGCGGUUAAGAAGGACGAUAGACAGCGGUUGAAGCGGCUCUUGUCUGAUGGGGUUGCUCAGUAUGUUUUGAAGGAGAAGCUGUACUUGGAGACUUGGAACAAGGAUUGAUGAAGUGAUGAG